CCAAUACCAAGGAAAGAUACAUACCAUCGCCAACGAUUUCGAAAGCCAUUCAAGUCAAGCAUUCAAGCAAUAAAAUGACUAACCAAACUCAAGAAAAGGUCCAGCAUGAAGCACCGGAAUCCAAGAUCUCAGAGGAAAAGGUCUCAGAGCGAAAACUAUGGGGUGGACGAUUUACAGGCGCAACUGAUCCUAUCAUGCACGAAUUCAACCAAUCUCUGUCCUACGACAAGAGGCUCUACAAAGCUGACAUCUCUGGUUCUAUCGCAUAUGCAAUGUGUCUCUUCCGGGCUGGGAUCAUCAGUGCUGAAGAAGCCGAUUUGAUCAAAAGAGGUCUCAAAGAAGUCGAAUCAGAGUGGGAAAAUGGCACCUUUAAACCUACUGCUGACGACGAGGACAUUCAUACUGCAAAUGAGCGUCGACUUUCGGAAAAGAUAGGAAAGGCUGCAGGCAAACUACAUACUGGUAGAAGUCGAAAUGACCAGGUAGCAACCGAUAUGCGAAUUUGGCUAAUGGAGGAGACUGAGAAGAUCAUGUACUACUUGCAAGACUUCAUAUCCGUGAUCACACAACGAGCUGAACAGGAAAUUGAUGUCUUGAUGCCAGGAUACACUCAUCUGCAGCGUGCGCAACCCAUCAGAUGGUCACACUUUCUCAUGUCGCACGCUUGCGCUUUCACUUCAGACUUGUCUCGACUUCAAGAUAUGGUCCCUAGGAUCUCGGUUCUACCUCUUGGAUCGGGCCCUCUGGCCGGAAACCCUUUCAGCAUUGACCGCGAAUUGCUUUUGAAUGACUUACGUUUCAACAGUCUCUCGGUCAAUUCCAUGCAUGCGGUCUCUGAUCGAGAUUUUGUGGCGGAAUUUUUAUUCUGGUGCACAAUGACGAUGAUCCACAUGAGUCGUUUUGCAGAAGAUUUGAUUAUCUAUUCCUCUGCGGAGUUUGGCUUUGUAACAUUAUCUGACGCUUAUAGUACGGGUUCGAGUAUAAUGCCUCAAAAGAAAAAUCCAGACUCCCUUGAAUUGUUACGUGGAAAGUCAGGAAGGACAUUUGGCCAGCUCUCGGGUUUCUUGAUGACUCUUAAAGGUCUUCCAUCCACUUACAACAAGGACUUACAAGAAGACAAAGAACCCAUGUUUGAUGCUGCUGACACGAUCGGUUCCGCGCUCAGGAUCUUCGAAGGGGUGAUCACUACCAUGAAGAUAAACACAAACAAGCUAGUAGGGGCAUUGUCGCCUGAUAUGUUGGCAACUGACUUGGCCGAGUACCUGGUGCGAAAAGGGGUUCCCUUUCGUGAAACACAUCAUAUCUCAGGUUCCGCAGUGAAGAUGGCGGAACAGAUGGGUGUUCCACUUUCACAACUAACCCUCGCUCAGCUUCAAAGCAUAUGUCCCCUCUUCACCGAGGAUGUAGCAGACGUAUUUGACUAUGAGAAAUCUGUUGAAAGGCGAGACGUUUAUGGUGGAACUAGCAAGAGUGCAGUCCUCAAGCAAAUCGAACGAAUCAGAGAAUCUCUUAGACCUUGAUCUUUAUGUCCUGUUUCCCGCUCUCAUCAAUCCUUGGUAUCGCAUAAAAAUCCUUACAAGGUUACUAAAUCGUAUUCGCCCCUAAUUUCCCCCGUGUUCACUAAUUCAAAUUUGACCAAUGGAUGGCAAUCAACCUUCUAUGCUGCUUUGAUAUUGUCGUAGGUCGCUGAAAGCUAUAUUAGUUCUUGUCACAAGUACUGCUUUGCCAUCAAGGCGUGUUGGACUGUCUCGGAUCUUGUACUUAGUUGAAUUACCUUGUCAAACACAGCGCAUUUCACCCUCCUUGAAAAGAGAUUGGAAUGUGAAUC
Melampsora larici-populina 98AG31 is the source of this 1828-nucleotide messenger RNA. RefSeq lists its product as uncharacterized. Lineage: Eukaryota; Fungi; Basidiomycota; Pucciniomycetes; Pucciniales; Melampsoraceae. Bases 75 to 1520 code for a protein of 481 amino acids. Gene Ontology annotation, cellular component: cytosol. The record is from RefSeq and is a predicted model, not a curated record. The transcript is spliced from 8 exons. Gene Ontology annotation, molecular function: argininosuccinate lyase activity.